Molecule: messenger RNA, 2640 nt
Organism: Acanthosepion pharaonis
Lineage: Eukaryota; Metazoa; Mollusca; Cephalopoda; Sepiida; Sepiidae
Source: the annotation of a GenBank genome assembly
AUGAAAACAUUCAUUUAUCCCAUUCACAUUAAAUACAUCCUAUCACAUCACAUCCAUCUAUCUAUCCAUCCAUCAUAUAUCUAUUCAUCUAUCUCAACACUCUUUCUAUCUAUCUAUCUAUCUAUCUAUCUAUGCACUAUCUCCAUCAUAUCUAUAUCACAUCCAUCCAUCUAUCCAUCCAUCUAUCUAUCUAUUCAUUCAUCUAUCCAUUCAUUAUCUAUCAGCUUAUUCACAUCUAUCCAUCUAUCCAUCCAUCUAUCUCAUCUAUCCAUAUAUCUAUCUAUCCACACCUCCAUUCAUCUAUAUCUGUCUCCAUCUAUCCAUCUAUCUAUUCAUCUAUCCAUCUAUCUAUCACAUCCAUCCAUAUUAUCUAUCCAUAUCUAUCCAUCUAUCUAUCCAUCUCAUCUAUCCACUCUUUCAUCUAUCUAUCCCAUCUAUCAUCCAUCUAUCUAUCCAUUCAUCCAUCUAUCCAUCCAUCUAUCUAUCCAUUUAUCUAUCUAUCUAUCUCAUCUAUCUCGUAUAUCCAUCAUCCAUCUAUCUAUCUGCAUUCAUCUAUCAUCUAUCCAUCUAUCCAUCUAUCAUAUCUAUCUAUCUCGCAUUCAUCAUCUAUCUGUUCCAUCUAUGUAUCUAUCUAUCUAUCUUAUUCAUCUCCAUCUAUCUAUCUAUCUAUAUCUAUCUAUCUCAUUUUCUAUCUAUCUAUCUAUCUCGCACUCUCCAUCUAUCUAUAUAUCUCCAUCCAUCUUAUCUAUAUCUAUCUAUCUAUUCAUCUAUCUAUCUAUCUAUCUAUCUAUCUUGUUCACAUAUCUAUCUAUUUAUCUAUCUAUAUAUCUAUCUAUCUAUCUAUCAAAAGAAAGGAAUCCGUAUAUCCAUCCAUCUCAUUUAUCUAUCCAUCUAUCCAUACCAUCCUCCAUCUAUCUAUCUAUCUAUCUAUCUAUCUAUCUAUCUAUCUAUCUAUCUAUCUGCUUGUUCACAUCUAUCUAUCUAUCAUCUAUCUAUCUAUCUAUCUAUCUAUCUAUCUAUCUAUCUAUCUCACUCUUUCCGUAUAUCUAUCUAUCUCACACUCUCCAUCUAUCUAUAUCACUCUCCAUCUAUCUAUCUAUCUAUCUAUCUGCUUGUUCACAUCCAUUCAUUCAUCCAUUCAUCAUAUCUAUAUCUAUCACAUCUAUCUAUCUGUCCACAUUUUCCGUAUAUCUAUCCAUCUUCACACUCUCCAUCCAUCUAUCUAUCUAUCUAUCCAUCUAUCUAUCUAUCUAUCUUUCCUCAUCAUAUAUCUAUCCUAUCUCACACUCCAUCUAUCUAUACCAUCCAUCCAUCUAUCUAUUAAAUCAUCUAUCUAUCUAUCAUCUAUCUAUCUACUCUUUCCGUAUAUCUAUCUAUCUCGCACUCUCCAUCCAUUCAUACCAUCUCCAUCCAUCAUCUAUCUAUUCAUCUAUCUGCUUGUUCACAUCCAUCUAUCUAUCUAUUCAUCUAUUCAUCUAUCCAUCUAUCUAUAUCUAUCUAUCCCACCUUUCCGUAUAUCUAUUAUCUCGCACUCCAUCUAUCAUAUAUCACUCCAUCCAUCCAUCUAUCCAUUCAUCUAUCUAUCCAUCUAUCUAUCUGCUUGUUCACAUCUAUCCAUCUAUCCAUCCAUCCAUCCAUCCAUCUAUCUAUUCAUCUAUCUAUAUAUCUAUCAUAUUUCCAUCCAUCCAUCUAUACCACCUCCAUCUAUCCAUCCAUCAUCCAUUCAUCUAUCUAUCCAUCCAUCUAUAUAUCUUGUUCAUCUAUCAUAAAUUGUUCAUCUAUCUAUAUCUAUUCAUCCAUCCAUUCAUCUAUCUAUCUAUCUAUCUCACCAUCUUUCCGUAUCCAUCUUUCAUAUCAUCCAUCCAUCCAUCCAUCCAUCCAUCUAUACCAUCCAUCUAUCUAUCCAUCCAUCCAUCUAUCCAUCUAUUCAUCAUAUCCAUCUAUCUGCUUGUUCACAUCCAUCCAUCUAUCUAUCUAUCCAUCUAUCUAUCUAUUCUUUCCGUAUAUCCAUCUAUCUCUAUGCAUCUAUCCAUCCAUCUAUACCAUCUCCAUCUAUGUAUCUAUCUAUCCAUCUGCUUGUUCACAUCUAUUCAUCUAUCUAUCCAUCUAUUCAUCUAUCCAUUCAUCCAUUCAUCUAUCUCAUCUUUAUAUAUAUCCAUUCAUCUCGCACCUCCAUCCAUCUAUAUCACCUCCAUCCAUCCAUCUAUAUCUAUCUAUAUCUAUCUAUCCAUCUAUCUAUCUAUCUAUCUAUCUGCUUGUUCACAUCUAUCUAUCUAUCUAUCUAUCUCACUCUUUUCCUUUUCCGUAUAUCUAUCUAUCUCACACUCUCCACAUAUCUAUCUAUCUAUCUACCUAUCUAUAUAUCUGCUUGUUCACAUCUAUCUAUCUAUCUAUCUAUCUAUCUCACUCUUUCCGUAUAUCUAUCUAUCUCACACUCUCCACAUAUCUAUCUAUCUAUCUACCUAUCUAUAUAUCUGCUUGUUCACAUCUAUCUAUCUAUCUAUCUAUCUCACUCUUUCCGUAUAUCUAUCUAUCUCACACUCUCCACAUAUCUAUCUAUCUAUCUACCAUCUAUAUAUCUGCUUGUUCACAUUAUUAUCUAUCUAUCUAUCUAUCUAUUUUAUAUAUCUAUCUAUCUAA